Molecule: messenger RNA, 1128 nt
Organism: Rubroshorea leprosula
Lineage: Eukaryota; Viridiplantae; Streptophyta; Magnoliopsida; Malvales; Dipterocarpaceae
Source: the annotation of a GenBank genome assembly
GCAUCCAGUCUGGUUUAGCUUUCUCGGAAGUCAUGGAGCACGAUCACCUUGAAAGAGAAGAAAAGGAAAGCUUCCCAAAAAAGGAGGUGCAGGAGACGAUCUCUUCCCUUCCUAGAGCACGAGGCUUGGCACUCUCUGAAGAUCUCUGUCAAUACCAGGGCUUCUGGGUCGGUCUCAACGCCCUUGUGGGAGUCAUACUAGCUCAACAGCACUUCCAGGCUCAACCCACUGAUAUCAUUUUAAGCAGCAUUCCUAAAUCAGGUACAACAUGGCUCAAGGCCCUCAGUUUUGCCAUUGUCACUCGAAACCGCUACGACGAUGUCAACAGCCCUUUACUCACCGAAAUCUCGCACGAGUGUGUCCCCGUCUUUAUUGAGUUUUCUUUCAUCCAAAACAAAAGCUGCCGGAGUCCAGACCUUCCUCUCCUCUGCACACACACUUCGUUCAGUUGCUUACCAAAAUCCGUCAUCGCCACACCAGGCUGCAAAAUUGUUUACAUUUGUAGGGAUCCUAAGGAUACUUUCAUUUCUAUGUGGCAUUUUGUUAACAGCCCCAAGAGCACCGAUCCAUUUCUUCUGGAGGAGGCAGUUGAGUUGUUCUGCCAAGGACUGUCCUUCCAGGGGCCUUACUGGGAUCAUGUUUUGGAGUAUUGGAAUGCAAGCUUGGAAAUGCCUGAAAAGGUACUUUUCUUGAAGUAUGAAGAUAUAAAGAGCAACCCUGUUUUUCAUGUGAAGAGAUUGGCUGAGUUCAUGGGGUAUCCCUUUGCAUUAGAGGAAGAGAGCAAAGGCAUGGUGCAAAAAGUCGUGGAGCUCUGUAGCUUUGAGAAGUUGAGCACUCUAGAGGUGAAUAAAACAGGAAAGUAUAAAUUGAGGGACGAGUUAGAGUUCGAAAACCGGUCGUUCUUCAGAAAAGGCGCAGUCGGAGAUUGGAAGAAUUACUUGACACCUGAGAUGGCUGCCCGUUUUGACCAGAUCUCGGAGCAAAAGUGGAAGGCUUCUGGCUUGAGCUUUAAUGUUACAUCAUCUUGAUCCUUUUAUUUCCUCACUUGUAUCUGGUUUUUCCUUCUAUGUUUUCCACAAAACUGGAAACAAGCUUCUCUGUACGAGUUAAUGAAAUUUAUUUAUGUUG